GCUGCCGCUGCGCCAUCAUCAUCAUCAUCAUCAUCAGCCAGCCGCUCGGAGCAGUGAAUGAUAUCCUGCUGAAAACGCGUUUUACUCGCCGAUCCCUGUUCAUCUGCUGUACUUUACACCACCACGGAAAUCUUAGGAAUUGGGUUGUGUAGGCUACCAUGGAGAACAUAAAGACAGGACUUUAGGCUAUCGUCUGGUCAGGAUUCUCUUUUGAAUCGCAAAGCGAUGUGGAGGAAAUAAGGAUUGUGCUGUGCUCUAAAUACAGAUCAUAGAGGAUGGGCUGUGUGCAAUGCAAGGACAAAGAGGCUGCUAAGUUAACAGAGGACCGGGACACCAGCUUGUCUCAGAGCGGAGUAGGUUAUCGAUAUGGUGUCGACCCUACGCCACAGCAUUACCCCAGCUUCAGUGGGGUCACUGGGGUCGCUGCCAUUCCCAACUACAACAACUUCCAUGCCACUGGGGUCACGCAGGGAGUGACCGUCUUCGGAGGGGUCAACACAGCAACACACCAAGGCACGCUGCGCUCGCGAGGAGGCACAGGUGUGACUCUAUUUGUUGCUCUCUAUGAUUAUGAGGCUCGUACUGAAGAUGAUCUCAGCUUCAGGAAAGGAGAGAAGUUUCAAAUCAUCAACAGCACUGAGGGUGAUUGGUGGGACGCCCGCUCUCUCACUACAGGAGGAACCGGCUACAUUCCCAGCAAUUACGUCGCCCCGGUGGACUCAAUCCAGGCUGAGGACUGGUAUUUUGGAAAGUUGGGGCGUAAAGAUGCAGAGAGGCAGCUUCUUUCAACGGGGAACCCGCGAGGAACCUACCUGAUCCGUGAGAGCGAAACCACGAAAGGUGCCUUCUCUUUGUCUAUCCGGGACUGGGACGAUGUGAAGGGGGACCACGUGAAACAUUAUAAAAUCCGUAAACUGGACAGUGGAGGAUAUUACAUCACCACUAGAGCUCAGUUUGAGACCCUUCAACAGCUGGUCCAGCAUUACACAGAGCGGGCAGCAGGGCUUUGCUGUCGCUUGGUCGUCCCUUGCCACAAAGGGAUGCCAAGGCUCACUGACCUGUCUGUCAAAACCAAAGAUGUGUGGGAGAUUCCUCGGGAGUCACUGCAGCUCAUAAAGCGCUUGGGCAACGGCCAGUUCGGGGAGGUUUGGAUGGGCACAUGGAAUGGCAACACUAAAGUGGCUGUGAAGACCCUCAAGCCUGGGACCAUGUCUCCAGAGUCCUUCCUGGAGGAAGCGCAGAUCAUGAAGAAAUUACGACACGAUAAACUAGUGCAGCUCUAUGCUGUGGUUUCUGAGGAGCCCAUCUACAUUGUCACUGAGUACAUGGGCAAAGGAAGCCUCCUAGAUUUCCUUAAGGACGGGGAGGGACGGGGGCUGAAACUGCCGAACCUCGUCGAUAUGGCGGCCCAGGUGGCUGGAGGCAUGGCCUACAUCGAGCGGAUGAACUACAUUCACAGAGAUCUGCGCUCCGCUAACAUUCUGGUCGGCGAUAACCUUGUGUGUAAAAUCGCUGACUUUGGCCUGGCCAGACUCAUUGAAGACAAUGAGUACACUGCCCGACAAGGGGCUAAAUUCCCUAUUAAGUGGACGGCUCCUGAGGCAGCUCUGUAUGGGAAGUUCACUAUUAAAUCCGAUGUUUGGUCUUUUGGAAUCCUGCUUACGGAGCUGGUCACUAAAGGCAGAGUUCCAUAUCCAGGGAUGAACAACAGGGAGGUACUAGAACAAGUGGAGCGUGGCUACCGGAUGCCGAGUCCCCAGGACUGUCCAAGUUCUCUACACGAGCUGAUGGUUCAGUGCUGGAAGAAAGACGCAGAAGAGCGGCCCACUUUUGAGUACCUGCAGGCCUUCCUCGAAGAUUACUUCACGGCGACCGAACCUCAAUAUCAGCCCGGAGACAACCUCUAAACCCAGCCUCCUGGACUCACCCUGAUCUUCUCCUCCCCGGGCCAUUUCUAGUCCCCUCUACUCCC
This is a messenger RNA of Rhinichthys klamathensis goyatoka, 1972 nucleotides long. RefSeq names its product FYN proto-oncogene, Src family tyrosine kinase b (gene fynb). Lineage: Eukaryota; Metazoa; Chordata; Actinopteri; Cypriniformes; Leuciscidae. The record is from RefSeq and is a predicted model, not a curated record. Gene Ontology annotation, cellular component: extrinsic component of cytoplasmic side of plasma membrane. Gene Ontology annotation, molecular function: non-membrane spanning protein tyrosine kinase activity; ATP binding; signaling receptor binding. Gene Ontology annotation, biological process: innate immune response; T cell receptor signaling pathway; protein phosphorylation. The transcript is spliced from 13 exons. Bases 276 to 1907 code for a protein of 543 amino acids.